CCAAAAUAUGCUGAGACUGUGUUCGAACACGUGACCUCAUGCUACUUUCCCAUAUUAUCUUAUUUAAACUCAAAACGCUGCGUUUCAGUCAUAGACGGUUACCUGAAGUAGCACACAGAUAAGAUACGAAAACCCUAACAGCUUCUCCUUCAGAAUACAUCGAAAGAGCAUUAGGCGGCGCAUCUGAAUCAAAACGAAGAAGAAGAAGAUGACGAUCGAUGCGCAGCAGAAAACGAGCAAGUUCAAAUGGGGAGAGAUGGACGAAGACGACGAUCUCGAUUUCCUCCUCCCUCCAAAGCAAGUGAUCGGCCCAGACGCCAACGGAUUGAAAACCGUAAUCGAGUACAAGUUCAACGACGAAGGCAAGAAGGUCAAGAUCACCACCAAGUCGCGCGUCCGUAAGCUAGCUUCCGCGAGGCUCAACAAACGCGCGAUGGAGCGGAGGAGCUGGCCUAAGUUCGGUGACGCAGCGAACGAGGACGCCGGAAGCAAUCUCACCAUGGUUUCUACGGAAGAGAUUGUCUUGGAACGACCUAGAGCUCCUGGCACCAAAGCAGAAGAAUCGAGUGGAGACAGCUUGUCUCAGCUGAGCAAACCUGGUGCGGUCCUCAUGGUCUGCAGGACAUGCCACAAGAAAGGUGAUCACUGGACAUCAAAGUGUCCUUACAAGGAUCUAGCUGUACCAGCGGAUGUCUUUGUGGACAAGCCACCCACUGGGGAGCCAUCUGCCGUAUCCGCUGCACCUGGACCUGGCAAGGCCUCUUAUGUCCCGCCCAGCAUGAGACCUGGUGCGGACAGAAGCGCUGCUGGUUCGGACAUGAGGAGGAGGAACGAUGAGAACUCUGUUCGUGUCACUAACUUGUCUGAAGACACCCGUGAGCCGGAUUUGAUGGAGCUUUUCCAUCCGUUUGGAGCUGUCACGCGUGUCUACGUGGCGAUUGAUCAGAAAACUGGAGUGAGCAGAGGGUUUGGAUUCGUUAAUUUCGUGAGCAGAGAAGACGCUCAACGAGCAAUCAACAAGUUGAAUGGUUAUGGUUAUGAUAACCUCAUCCUCAGGGUUGAGUGGGCUACUCCAAGACCCACCCAGUAGAUCUCUUUUUUGAGCCAUUCAAAAACUCGUUCUUAUUUUCUUAUUUUCUGCCGUGGAUUCUUGUUGACCUACCGUUUUGUUUGGUUUUGUUCGAAUUAGGUGAGAAGAUAUUGUUUUCAUCUUUUUAAUACCUAAGGCAUGUUUUGAGUAUC
This is a messenger RNA of Brassica rapa (field mustard), 1242 nucleotides long. Its product is annotated as eukaryotic translation initiation factor 3 subunit G. The record is from RefSeq and is a predicted model, not a curated record. NCBI's taxonomy places the organism in Eukaryota, Viridiplantae, Streptophyta, Magnoliopsida, Brassicales, Brassicaceae. Gene Ontology annotation, cellular component: eukaryotic translation initiation factor 3 complex; cytoplasm. Gene Ontology annotation, molecular function: RNA binding; translation initiation factor activity.